AUGUCUCUUCGAUUCGCCGUUUUCUGCGAGUGUGGUAUUUCAAUCUGGGGCUCAUUUGUAUUGCUCGUCUGUGCGUUGAGCCAGACUCAAGCACAAGCUAAUACAGUCGGCCAGGUACUUUCUCAGGACUCGUCGUGGUACUCGCCUUGGAGCACCAAUAUCCUUCAGUGGAUCACCCGAGUUGAUGCUGCUGUUCUGUUAUUUUUGAUCGAAAUUUCGCGGCCAAUCGACUCAGGGACCGUCAAAAUUUUUCAAGGCAAACCCGCUCAGGAAACCGGGGAUCCGGCACUCGGCGACGAUUGCUGGAGUUCCGAACGAUGUCAAGUGCGAACACGCAACUCGGAGUGUACUGAAGGUCGGUGCACCUGCAAACUCGAUUACAUCCCGGACGCGACUUUGAGGAAUUGCAUCUACAAAAACGUUAUAGGUCGCAUUUGUGGCUCGGAUGCAGAUUGCAGCCAAUAUAACUCGGCCAUUUGUUCAGGCGAAACUUGUAUUUGCGGUCUGAACUUCAUCAACGCCCCUUCGGCGUCGGCUUGUCUUCCAGUUUCUUCGAUCGGUGGCAAAUGCGCAGUCGACGAACAAUGCUGGCGAGUCACAAACUUGUCCAUUUGCGAUAAUCCCACGAUGCUGUGUUCAUGUCCGGUACGAUACGUCAAUGACGCGAAUGGCAAAACGUGCCUGCCAGGUGAUACAUACCAAGACACCUAUUCAGCGAAAGAAAGAUCUCCAAACGAGCUCGUUGCUACGUUUGAAGUUAAGCGCUUGGACGAACCCUGCGUGAUCAGCGAUCAAUGCUUGGCCACAUCACCCGAUUCAACGUGUCUGAAGAAUGCUGAUGCUCUUGGACUUGGAGAGGAUUGCGUCACUGGUGACUUGUGCCAGGCUCGAGUGACAGGGUCAACUUGCGAUGCAGGUUCGAAAAAGUGCGUCUGUGAAGCCAACAACUACGUGCAAUUCAGGAUACCCAAUCAAACGUUGGAUACUUGCAUACCAGGUUAGACAGCCUAAAAAGCUAUUACAUCAUGUUCAGUAUUUGAGAAUGAAUUCUUUCUGCUAAUUUAAAAGAAAAAAACUUGAGCAUCGAGAGCAAAGACCCCUGUCACGUACUUUGUUCGAUUGCUUCAGCAACCCGUUUAGGGGACACUUGCCUGAGGACUGGG
Molecule: messenger RNA, 1163 nt
Organism: Notodromas monacha
Lineage: Eukaryota; Metazoa; Arthropoda; Ostracoda; Podocopida; Cyprididae
Source: the annotation of a GenBank genome assembly